AUGUCUCAAAUACUUCGCACCCCAACAACCCGCAAACUCCUACACCCCUCACUCCUCCCCCGCCUCUCUGCAACUCGUACAUACUACAGCUACGAAACACCACUCCCACCGCCCUACCCACCCACCGAAACCGCAAUCUUGUCUGCAGCACUCAGCCAUGUACCCACCGCCGGCUGGACAACUGCAUCGCUACGUCAGGGCGCCCGCGACGCAGGAUACCUAGAUGUAUCUACAAAUCUGUUUCCCAAAGCCGAGUUUGAAUUGGUAUUGUACCAUUUACGGACGCAGCGACUGGGGUUGAAAGAGCGAGUGCAGUUUCAUGAAGAGGCAGGACUGGGUGUGACGAGUAAAGUGAAAGCUUUGGUUAUGGAGAGGUUGAGGGGGAAUGUGGAGGUCGGUGUGCAGGAGAGGUGGCAGGAGGUAAGCAUGACUUUUGCUUUUUUGAGAUGGGAAGACUUGAUAGACAAGGUACUGACAGAGAGGCAAACACAGGCACUAGGUCUCAUGUCCCUGGCCGGCAACAUCCCUCCCUCACUCCGCGAACUCUACCUCCUCGCAGACGAAAUCUGGUUCCUAGCUGGCGAUGAGGCGGUCGACAGUUCCUGGUACACCAAGCGCGCAACACUGAGCUCCAUCUACGCCGCCACCGAAACAUACUCGACUACAGACCAAAGCACAGAUUUCAGAGACACGGAAGAGUUCUUGAACAGGAGGUUAGAAGAGGCAAGAGUGGUGGGAGGUGCGUGGAGGAACGUCAGGGAGUGGAUGAGUUUCCAGGGCAUAGCCACUGUCAACAUGGCGAGGAACUGGGGUGUGAGGAUAUGA
This is a messenger RNA of Aureobasidium uvarum, 825 nucleotides long. NCBI's taxonomy places the organism in Eukaryota, Fungi, Ascomycota, Dothideomycetes, Dothideales, Saccotheciaceae. The record is from the annotation of a GenBank genome assembly.